GCACAGUUCUGGGAGAAGGAAGGCAGGCGUGUUCAGCAUGAACUGAAUAAAGCUUUAGAACGGUGCGAAGACUUAGAAUUUCAGCUGAUGGAAAUGGAACAAGAACAUGACGAUAAACAGAGCUCAACAUGUGAGGCCAGUACCCAGCAGCAGUCUCUGUCAGAGUACCAUGAGCAGUUGGAAAGGUUAGCUGAGAUUGAUCACCAGCAGCACGUGGCAGUGCAGCAGAUGGAGCAGCUACGCAGGGAUUUGGUCAGUUUGCUGAAGGGCAAGGGAAGGGAAGGAGAUGCAGUGCUCAAGACACUUGACAAGAUCACAGAGGAAGAAAGGAGGAGAGCACAAUCUCUUGAGAGCAUUGCAGGAGAGCUGCAGAUGAAAGUAAUUUCCCUGCAGAAAGAAAAGGAUGCCCUCUAUGACCAAAUCAACUUCAUGGGACAAAACCCAGGCAAGGGACACCAGUCAGCCGCAAUGUCGAUUGCUAGAGAGCGACAGGAAAACCUUGAGUUAAAGGUUGACUUUCUUCAGAAAGCUGAAGCAGCUUCUUCAAAGAGAAUUGAUGAAUUGGAGGCCAUUGAAAAAGAACUCAGAGAACAGCUAGAGCUCAAGACAGACUCCACAACUAGCUGUCAACGAGAACUGCAUAAAAUUCAAGAGCUGAGACACCAGCUCACUUUUCUGGAAACAGACAACAAAGCAUUAUCAGCCCGGGUUGCAGAACUGGAGGAAAAUGAGGAAAUAUUGAGAGAAAAUUGGAGAAGAGUUGCUGAUGAGGAUUUUAACAGAACACAGUGUCUUGAAGAAAAGGUGAAAAUGUUGGAAUCAGUGAACAGGGAUCUGAAGUCCAAGCUGGCAGAUGCACAAGAGUACUUUGUUAUCAACACCUUACCAUCCGAGCACUCGUUGGCUGCAGAGCUGGCCCAGUCACACUCUAGAGCUCCUCGUCGAGCUCAGACAUUUGAUGAUGAUGAUUAUUUCAAUGAUGAUGGGAAUAGUGUUGAUGGCCAGGAUGGAGAUGACUCAGACAGUACAGAAGCAUCACAAGCAGAUACCGAGAAGAAAACCUUGAGGGAUAAAUUAAAACUGCUUGAAAGGCAGUUGAGUGAUGUGGCUGAAGAGAAGAACACAAAAAUUGAGUCUCUGCAGGAAAAAAUUGUUAGCCUGAAGGAGAAUGAGAUUAAGCUCAGUGAAACUAUAGCAGAACUAGAGAUGAUAGAGAGAGAACUGAGGAUCACUGUAGAGAAGAUGCUGAAAUACCAGAGCAGAAUUGAGGAAUUAAGAACAUCUCAAGAAUCUCUGCUGGACCAGAUAGAGAGCAUGGAGAAUCAGGGGAUGACCUUGCAGGAAAAAAUGCAAGAAAUGGAGAGAACCUUACGCGGGAAGAUUGUAACCUUAGAGGUUGAAAUGAAAGGCUUUAAGCAAAAGGAGCUGAAAGAUGCAGCAAGAAUCAGAGAGCUAGAGAAACAAGAGAAAGAACUGUCAGAGAAAGUUGCUAAGCAAGCAGAGAAGGAAAAUGGCCUGUAUGUGAAGAUAUCUUCCCUGAUGGAUGAAAACAAAAAGACAAAAGAAGAAUUGAAUGCAGUCAAAUCAGCUACACUGGAAAAAGAGGAUAAGGUGCGCAAGGCAAAUCUGAUGGAGGUUCGAUAUAUGGAAAAAGAGAUGGAAAGCGGAAAAAAGAUUUCAUCACUUAGCACAAAGUUACGUCACAAAGAAGAGGAACUACGUCAAAAAGAAGCUGCUCAUCAGGAAGAAGUGGCAGUUUUACAGAAGGAGCUUUCAAAUAGAAAUGCAGAAGAAUCUCAGCAAUGUGCAGCAUUAGAAAAAUCGUUUGCUCAGAAGGAGAAAGAUCUGCAAGCUACUAUUGCUUCUUUAGGUGAAGAUUUGAAAGCUGUGAUUGAUGAAAGGGAUGAAUGUCUCCGUCAGAUACAAGAAUUAACAGACAGAAACACAGAUCUGAAGGAUAAAGAUGGUGAAUAUGGCAAGGAGUUGGACAUUCUCAGAUGGGAAGUUGCAUCUAUCAAAAUUUCUGAACAGGAAUAUGAGGAGAAAAUCAGACAUUUGCAAGCAAAUCUUGAAGCAGAGAAAAAGAAAAGUGAAGAAGCAGAAAACAAAGUGAUCUCUUUAGAGAAAGAGUUGGCAAGAGAGAAGAAAAAUGUGAAAAUCAUCGAGGAUAAGAUUAUAAAUGUGAAAAGUGAUAUUGGUGAGAAAAUGAAAAACAUUGAGUUGAGUUUUGUGGAGAAGGAGAGUGAGUAUGAAAAACAAAAGCUUUCAUUGCAGGAAGAGUUGAGACUGAAAGAUGAGAAAGUAAGAGAAUUGGAGAAAGAGUUGCAAAUGAAACAACAGUAUAUAAGUCAACUUGAGGCAGAGUGUGAUGAACUCAAAUCAAAGGCAGCAUUUAAUGACAGUGAGACAAUGGAGAAAAUUGCAGACUUUGGGAAAAUGUUGGUGGAAAAGAAUGAAAGCAUUCAAGAACUGCAGAAUUGUCUAAUUGACAAGGAAAGUGGCUACAAGGAACAAAUGCAUUUUUGGGAAACUGAAUGUACUGCCCUGAAAGAAGAAAUUUCAGAAAAAAAUAAAGUGAUUGAGGAACUCAAGCAGAGGUGUCAGUUGAAAGAAAAUGAACUCUCAUCUUUAACAACAGAUCAAACAGCAGUUGAAAAUGAUCUGAAAACAAGACUGUCAUUUUUAAAUACUCAAUUGUUACAUGAAACAGCCUCAAGGGAAUCUAUUCAGUCUUCUUUAGAGCAAGCUUUAAUUCGAGAAGAGAUGUUAUCUUCUGAAAUAGAAGAACUGAAAAAGGAAACAGAACAGCUCAGACGACAAUUGUUAGAAAAAAUCUCAGAACUGGAAAACAUAAAUAAUGAAAAUUGUAAACUUGCUCUUGAAUUAAACAACAUCCAAGACAUGUCAAAACAAGCUGACUACACAUUUCAAAUUCAGAAAGCUGAGCAGGACAAAUCAGCAGAGAAACUAAGACAGGAACUUGACAUUGCAUUGAAAACAAUUCAACAGUUACAGCUGGAAAUGUCUCAGAAAGACACUUUAAUUGAAAACUUUCACAUGGAUCAAGAAAAGUUUCAGAAAGAGAAACAAGAACAGAUUGAAUUACUAAUGGAAGAAAAGCAAACCCUGUUUCAGGAACAUAUGCAAAAAAGUGAAUUUUUAGUGCAGAAGAGUGAACGUGAAAGUCAAAAUAAAGAAGAACUUGUGAGACUGGCAAAAGAGUUGGAGGAAAAGAAUGUUUUGUUAGAAAAACAGAUUUCAGGGAGAAAUGAAAUGGAUGCUCAGAUUCAGUCUUUGCACUCUCAGAUUCAAAUCUUGAAAGACAAAGUGGAAACUUUGUCCCAGAAACUUGUUUUGAAGACUUCAGAAGCUGUAGGCUACCAAGAGGAGAUACACAAAUUGCAAGAAGAAAGAGAUAAAAAAUCUUCAGAAGUUGAACUCCUAGAAAAACAAAUUGCAGAACAGCGUCAGGAGAUUGAAAAGCGAUGCUAUGAACAAAAAGACAGUGAGACUCUGAUCUCUUCGAAGCAGCAAGAACUUGAACAAGCCAAGACAGAACUUCAGAAAUGUUUGCAAGAUAUUGAGGAAUACAAGAAUACAGUUCAGCUGAAAGAGAAUGAAUUCACACAGCAAGAUCAGAUGUGUAGACAAAUGUCUGUAAGUCUGGAAGAGCUGAAUGUACAGUACAAAAAGCAGAAUUCAGAGUACAAGCAAUUGGAAUCCAAAGUGACCAAUGCAGAACUCAGACUUUUAGAUGCUGAGAACAGGUACAGACAGCUGGAAGCAAAGUGUGCUAGCUUAGAAUGCAGCUUCAGGAAAGUUUUGCACAAACACAGCAUGCAGAAAAAGUGA
Candidula unifasciata is the source of this 3852-nucleotide messenger RNA. Lineage: Eukaryota; Metazoa; Mollusca; Gastropoda; Stylommatophora; Geomitridae. The record is from the annotation of a GenBank genome assembly.